Molecule: messenger RNA, 2618 nt
Organism: Oryzias melastigma (Indian medaka)
Lineage: Eukaryota; Metazoa; Chordata; Actinopteri; Beloniformes; Adrianichthyidae
Gene: zdhhc18a
Product: zinc finger DHHC-type palmitoyltransferase 18a
Exons: 9
Coding region: 369-1775 (468 amino acids)
Biological process (GO): peptidyl-L-cysteine S-palmitoylation; protein targeting to membrane
Cellular component (GO): Golgi apparatus; endoplasmic reticulum
Molecular function (GO): protein-cysteine S-palmitoyltransferase activity
Source: RefSeq, a predicted model, not a curated record
CGUACGUAAUGACGUACAUUAGUCAAACGCAAAAGAAAAGGAGCACGGGGAAAUGGUCCAUGAACCCUUUAGUCGACGCUGAAUUCCUCUAAUAAGUCGAGUCAUUUUGUUUAUAAAUUUGUGUAUAAAUUACAAACCGUGUUUAAUUUAACCGCCAAAUAUGGUGGUCAUUUUCGAGUCAGCUCGGCUCGGAAAAGCGACUGACGAAGAAUACCUGUACGCCAGUUAGCUCGCGCUAGCUUCAGGAUGGGCAACUGAGAGCGGACACGGGCACCGUUUAAAUGUACCGUAAGUGAAACGCGAGAGCCCAGCGAAGUGGAAAGAGACAUUUCCCCGGUGCCUUUAGCUACCUCUGGACUACGUCGACCAUGAAAAACUGCGAGUAUCAGCAGAUCGACCCGCGGGCGCUGUCGGUGUCGCCGCUGUCGGCGCAGAGCCACACCGAGAAGAAGGACCAGCGGCCGCGGAGGAAGUGGGAAGUGUUCCCGGGGAAAAACCGAUUCUUCUGCGAUGGACGUCUUAUUCUAGCUCGACAGAGCGGCGUCCUUCCUUUGACACUAGGCCUUAUUGUUGUCACUUGUGGCCUUUUCUUUGCAUUCGAUUGCCCCUUCUUGGUGAAGCAUCUGACCGUCUUCAUACCUGUGAUAGGAGCAGCCCUGUUUGUGUUUGUAGUCAUUUCUCUGCUGAGGACGAGCUUCACUGACCCCGGGAUUCUGCCCAGAGCUACCCCAGAUGAAGCUGCAGACAUAGAGAGGCAGAUAGAUACCUCAGGCUCCUCAACAUAUCGCCCCCCUCCACGUACCAAGGAGAUCCUCAUCAACCAGCAGGUGGUAAAAUUAAAGUACUGCUUCACUUGUAAGAUGUUCCGGCCUCCUCGGACCUCCCAUUGCAGUCUGUGUGACAACUGUGUUGAGCGAUUUGAUCACCACUGCCCGUGGGUGGGGAACUGUGUGGGGAAACGCAACUACCGCUUUUUCUACAGUUUUAUCAUCUCUCUGUCUUUUCUGACCUCUUUCAUAUUUGGCUGUGUCAUCGCACACAUCACCCUGCGUUCUCAAGCCGGUAAAAGCCUUGUUCAAGCCAUUCAGGAAAGUCCUGCUAGUGUAGUGGAGUUGGUGAUUUGUUUCUUCUCCAUCUGGUCUAUUCUGGGCCUCUCAGGCUUCCAUACUUACUUAGUAGCCUCAAAUCUUACCACAAAUGAAGACAUUAAAGGUUCCUGGUCUGGUAAAAGAGGCUCAGAGGAGUCUGGGAAUCCAUACAGUUACAACAACAUUAUCACCAACUGCUGUGUCACGCUGUGCGGCCCCGUGCCCCCAAGUCUGAUUGACAGAAGAGGCUUCGUUCCUCCUGACGAGGUGAUACCUGCUGCGUCUUCUGCCUCCGAGAUGGAACUGCCUCACUUUUCAGCCAAGAAUGACGUCAACAUGUGCACUCAAAGCACCAAGGACGUUCUGGAGAGGAUGGUCAACUCUGGAUCCCAGACAUUGUGCUCUCCAGGAACCCCAAAGACCACCCCACUGGUCCAGGAGCUUCCUGGCACCGCGGCGCCGUCCCCUGAGCCUCCCCCCUCCGCCGGCUGCCCGGGACUGCUCGACUCCCGCUGCCCGUUCUUCAGCAGAAGCAGCGAGAAGGACUCGCUGCACUCCAUCAACCCCGCUUUCCGCCUGGCUUCUCCCUCGCCGUCGCUAACUCGCACCGCCGUGACUCUGAACGGCGCCGCUGACGUCGGCUUCAUGCCGCUGCACCCGGGGAGCGCGAGGGACGAGGCGCCAUGAGCAUCGUGCCUUUGCCUUCAUCACCCGGCAAUGGUUUUUUAACCCAAACUCUACCACGUACUGAACGUUAGUUUGUCAACAUGAUUGCAGGGAGUUUGUCCCUCACGUGUGUCUUAGUGAACAUAGGAAGCACAAUAUAUUUUUGUUUUUGAAGACACAGAUCAUGCCUCCACUCUUAUCACCAAACCUCAGUGUUUAAGCUCCUGAUAACACUUUAUGCAAACAUUGAAAUCUGGGAAAACUUGUCAUUAGACUGUGAAUGCAGCAGCACAGAACAACUGCUUAGUUCAAUGGGCAUGCUCUGGAACAGUAGCCAUCAUAGGAUUACCAAGUGAAUUAGCUUUUUUUGUAUCGUCUCAUCAUCGUCUGGGCAGAUUUGCUUUGGAAAUAAGUCGGUUAUCUUUGUGAUUUGUGUCAUUUUAGAAAAGUAACAAAAGAUUUAGUAUGGAGUUAACGGAAAGCUUUUCAGAGGUGGUGUUUAAUUCUUCUGUGCAACAUCCAAAUUAUUUUUUGUUCAGUGAUGCAUUAUUUACUUUGAAAAUGUUCUGGAAUUCUGUGUUAGCUUUUUUAUUUAUUCUCUUUCUUGUACAGCACAGGCUUCUCCUGCCAGAUGGGUGUUAUGUCUGCUGUAAUGGAUUAGUUUGGCCUCUAGGGGGCAGGAUGUGAAUAUCAAUAUUUAAGGUGGAAUGCCUUUUGUGUGUUAUUUAUUUUUGGAACAGUUGAAACUGUACAUAGUUUGUUGCAGCAGGACGUGUCGGUUGUGUCAUACAUCAGACGGACAAACUCGUUUAUAUUUUGCUGUGUAACUAUGGAACAUAAAAUAAAUACUUUUUUUAAAUAAAC